AUGAGAACGGAAUAUUCUGAUUUCGCAUUAAAUUCGAAACCAGAUAAGAAUAACAAUCAUAAGGAAAGAGAAGGUAAAUUGGAAAAUGCUAAAACAUAUUAUAUUCUUUCAGGAUUGAAUUAUAACGAAGCAGAAAAAGAAUUCGAACUUGAUUCAGGUUAUAUUGUCAGUGGUUCACUUACAGAUAACAUGGUUUUCCAGUGGGAUCAAGUAAAGGAAGGUUCUGCUUCAUCAAGCGAAACAGAAUGGUACUAUCCAUCUUUCACAGCAACAAUUUCAACAGUAGGAGGUGUGUAUACUAAAGAUAACAUCGAUCAGAAGUAUCCAGUAAACCAUAGCAAAUCAAUGUUAUUAUGGAUCAUUCUCGCCAAAUUUCCAUACGCAGGAAACAGAGGUUAA
Messenger RNA from Trichomonas vaginalis G3, 399 nucleotides. RefSeq lists its product as uncharacterized. The record is from RefSeq and is a predicted model, not a curated record. NCBI's taxonomy places the organism in Eukaryota, Parabasalia, Trichomonadida, Trichomonadidae. The transcript has a single exon. The coding region runs from base 1 to 399 and encodes 132 amino acids.